This is a messenger RNA of Trypanosoma theileri, 3114 nucleotides long. RefSeq lists its product as uncharacterized. Lineage: Eukaryota; Euglenozoa; Kinetoplastea; Trypanosomatida; Trypanosomatidae. The transcript has a single exon. The record is from RefSeq and is a predicted model, not a curated record. The coding region runs from base 1 to 3114 and encodes 1037 amino acids.
AUGUCUGUGGAUAUUGCCUCUUAUCCCCAUGGCUCGCAGCGGGUCUUCACCGACACGGCGACCCUGCGGCAGGCGGUGAUGUCCCCCGCCGACGCCUACACCCGCUACGAGCGUCAACUCCUCGACGAAGUGAAUGCGCUGCGGUGCAAUCCCGCCGCCUACGCCGAUGUGGUCGCCACCGCCGCCACCGUCGCGUAUCCGUUCGUGCGGGACGACCCCACGCCGGCCCGCUGCAGCGCCAUGACACUCCCGCAGCUCCGCGUGUACAUUGCGGACUUCCGGCGCGAGCGCGAGACGGUGGCGACGGCGGCCGCGCGGGUGCGGCACGAGUGGGAGGAGGCCGUCGCGGCCCAACAACUGCGGUGGGCGCACGAGGACACGGAGCGGGCGCGGCGGGUGAAGCGGGGGAGUGUGCGGCGCCCACGCGGGGGAGCCACGGCGAACUCCACAACCGCAAAUGUGUCGAGCACCUCCUCCAUCUCCAUCGCACACACCUCCCCGACCGGUGGAGGAGGAACAUCAUCAGCGGCGGCGGCGAAAGAGGAGGAUUUCAUGCGGGAACGGGAACGGGAGGCGCAGGAGUUGCAAGCACAGUACACACAGAAACUGCGGGAGUUGGAGAGUAAAGGGGUACAGUUGGAACGGGCGUGUAAGUGGGCUAUUGAGGGGGCGAAUCUUAUUAUCAAUUGCGUUAAAAAACUGCGGAAAGCGGAUGCUGUUCCUCCGCUGGAGUAUAGUAGAAGUCUCACUCUUGCGGCUCGUGAUGUGGGGAAUGCAUCUCGUCAUGUACACAGCGAAACAGAAACAACAACACCAUCCACACCAGAGGAAGCUAUAGCCGUAACACCAGCAGAAACAGGAACAACACCACCCUUCUCCACGGCAAUGUCAACAAAACAACAACAACAGCAAGGACAAGAACAAGGAGGAGGAAGAGGAGAAGGAGAAAAAGAACAAGAGAAACAGCAAGAAAAGCUUCCCUCAUCAUUGCCUGCCUUGCAAGGAAAUCGUACAAGUGGUGAGGGUGAAGAGGUACUGCUUACAGACCGAUCAGCUGCUAAUAGGUCUGAUAGUGAUGGCUGUAUAUCCCGACAGGUGUUAUCACAAGUUCUUUCGACACCUGCUUGUUCUUUACCUCCUGAGGAGGAUAGGGGUAGUAAUUUCAUGAGGAAUGAAAGCCGAAAAACAAAUAGUAUCAGCAAAAGUGAGAAUAACAGCAAUAAUAACGACAUGAUUGGGAAUUUAACUGUUCUCAAUGUAUCAGCGAAAAAUGCGGAUACUUCUUCAUCUCCGCCACUUAUUGAUGUAUUUGAUGAAUCUACACCAGGUAUGGGGAACUAUACAACUACUGUGAAUGAGUUUAAAAAAGAGGAAACCCUUCUUAAAAAGACAACUAUGAAAGUAUGUAGUCGUUACGGAUAUUUUUCAGGGGCAUUGCGUGGUUUACAAUUUUGUGGUGCCUUUAAUCCACGUAAGACGUUAGUUCAAAUGCUUCUUGGUUUACAAGUACCACAGUUUGUACUGGUUGCACCAAAUUCAGUACCGGAUGUAUGUAAAUUCCUUCACUCUCAUUCUAAUGCAACCAACCAAUUGGAUAGUCCUCUUUUGUGGGAUGCAGGUCGUCUCUUGGGGUGUGGAUGGGUACGAUCACCAGACGGCGUGGUAAGUGUAACGGUGUUGAUUGCUACUAACUUUGAAGAAUUGAGUCUUAUUCACGAACGACGUGAUUUUUCUCUUCCACAGAUUCAUCGUAUUCUUAAUAGCCAUAAUGUGCUUCUCAGGAAGGGACUAACCAGCUCAGCUGUUGUACAUGUGCACUCCAAACUAGAUGUACAGGUAAUGGAACCAGUUUCACAUCCUAUUUUUGUGGAUAGACAGCAAAAAAUGGCACGCUUAAUUGUUAAAGCAGAUUCAAAUAUAGUUGAAAUUACUGCUACUGUAAGUGCUGCAGCCGAACCAGUUCCAUCUGUACCAAUGCUUGAUCGUGAGUUAUUGCUUGUACAGCGAAGACAGGAUGAUUUGGAGGAAGUUGAGAUUCUUCUUGAUAUACGUGCAGCAUGGCGACGUUGGUCAGGUCAGCCUUUAUUCGUCCAUCUCUUUGAAAGAGAUAAAAGUGCGGGUGGAUUGGGAUCCUUCACAAACAUUGGAUUUAUUCGAGUAACGCCCACACCGCAGCUUGGAGGAGGAGGAGGAGGAGGAGGUGCCUCUACUAUGAAUCAUAUUUCAUCCAGUUCACAAAAACAAAAACAACAACAACAACAACAACAACAACGUCUGGCUGAUACUUCAGUUAUUCGCACAUCUGCACAGUUGUCACCUCAGAGUUGUAUUCCUCCAAUUGAUGUAAAAGAAGAAAUAUACGGUUGGCCACUUGUAACUUCUGAUUUUCAAGAACGUUGUGCAACUAUUAUUGAACCACUAGCUGGGACGUGGAUUGCGAUUGGUAAUUUACAACACAUUGUAAUACAGAUUCCAAACUAUGAAUAUCUAAAAACCACUAUUGACAAUGUUCGUUUUCUUCUGGAGAAGGAAGAUAGAUAUGCAACAUGGGAAGAACGCUGUGGAAGUGAACAUCACAUUAAGAAGAUGAUUGAAUCCACCACGGAGGAGUUAAAGACGGCAGAAGAGACACUUAAUGCAAAUUCAGGUCCCAUUCAACAGGAACUCGCACAACUUCAAAAGAAUAUGACACGAAAACGUAAUAAAGAGAUGAUAAGACUCAAGAAACAAGAGGAUGAAUUACGUAAACGACUUAAAAGGAUGGAAGAUGAUGUAGAGGAAUUACGACAGGUUCUCACGGAUGCACAAAGAGAUUUGGUGAUGUUGUGUCGUGAGUACACACUUCAUGCAAAGCGACGGGAUAACUUGGAGCAGGAGUAUAAACGACUCUGCGAUCGCGCAGACCGCACCAAACCACUUCGCGUAGAAGUUCGACUCAUCGCCUCCGGUGCCGAGUCGUGUAUGGCUGCAGAGUGCACAUCACUGCGGCCUGUGAAUAGUGUAUGUACAUUGUAUGAAGGGGAUGUGCGGGUGCCGCGGGGUUUCACCGGUAGUGCGUUGUUGUUGGUGAAUGAACAGGAGGCGGUUCAAUGGGAGGUGCGGCCCGGAUAUUGA